AUGGAAGCGAAGCUGCAAUUGCUGAAGGUCACGGAGCUGAAGGAGCUUCUACAGGCGGCAGAACUGCCUGUGUCCGGCAACAAAGCUGAUCUGAUCAAGCGCCUGUUAGAGAACCCGGAAGCGACCAAGUCUUUGCAAUCCGAAUCGUCUGUUGCAGAGGCGCCCAAGGAGGCCGAGGUGACUCAGAGUGCUGCUGCGGAUGGUGCAUCGGAGGAGGCCAAAGCUACCUCUACAGAUCCGGUAGCAUCUAGCGCUCCAGCUGCGAGUGAGUCCGCUACGGAGCCGGCGAAGACGUCAACCCCCUCGGAGGACGACCGUAAGGAGUCCCUGCUGGCCGAGCUUGAAAAGCGCAAGGCGCGUGCCAUUCGAUUCGGUCAGCCAUACGAAGAUUUGGAGAAGCAGAUCUCUCGCAUUCGCAAGUUUGGCUUGGAAGGCCAGGAAGGUGAUGGCGUGGACCGCCUCGAUAGUGAGCUAAAGAAAGGUAAGCGUCCGAACAAAAAGUCCAAGGAGAACAAGGGAAGCAAGGACAAGGCAGUGGCUACGCAGGAAGCGGCACCGGAGCCAGAAGUCGAUACGGAAGAAUUGGAGCGAAGAAAGCGUCGUGCUGAGCGAUUCGGUCUUGUUCCCUCGGAUAACGCGGAGAAGAAGGCACGGGUUGAGUAA
Molecule: messenger RNA, 663 nt
Organism: Malassezia pachydermatis
Lineage: Eukaryota; Fungi; Basidiomycota; Malasseziomycetes; Malasseziales; Malasseziaceae
Exons: 3
Coding region: 1-663 (220 amino acids)
Biological process (GO): poly(A)+ mRNA export from nucleus
Cellular component (GO): nucleus
Source: RefSeq, a predicted model, not a curated record